Nicotiana tabacum (common tobacco) is the source of this 2559-nucleotide messenger RNA. The record is from RefSeq and is a predicted model, not a curated record. Lineage: Eukaryota; Viridiplantae; Streptophyta; Magnoliopsida; Solanales; Solanaceae.
AGUUUAAAGAGACCAUAAUCUCCUUACUAUCUCCAGUCCCCACCCACUCUUUCCCAUUUACAAGACUACUACAAUCCCAUCUCUAUUGUUGAAAUUGAAAAUAAAAUAAAAAUCCCAUCUCUCUUUUUCUCUCUCCAAUUUAGCAUUUAUAGCAAAAAUAUAUUGUUACAUUUUUCUCUCACUAUUCUCAAGAGUUUUAAUAGAGAAAGAGAGAGAUCUGAAGAAGUCUGACUCAUUUCUCUCAAUCUCUCUUUCAGACGGCCCUCUUCAAUUUUUGUCAAAUAAGGGUACAAAGGGAAGGGGCCAGCACUCUUUUCUCUAAAUCUCAAACCCUUUGUUUUUCCUAUACUCAGAUCAGGCACUUUUUUGGUUUUGUAAUUUAUUAAAAUAAUGGGGAUAGAUGUGGAAGCUAAGUUAGUUCAUGUUCCAGUUGAAGCUGGAAGUGAGCACAACAACCUUCUGAAAGAAAAUGGAAAGAUGAGUCAUGGUUCAGUGAUUACCGAGCCUAUAAAAUUUGGUUCUCACGGUACUGAAGAACCUAAGAAGGAGGAAGUAAGCAGAACACCUGUGAGCAAUGUACCAAAGGAUGCGGUUGAGGACUGGCCUGAACCUAAGCAGAUCCAUUCGUUCUAUAUUGUUAAGUUUCGGAGAUUUGAAGACCCAAAACUGAAGGCUAAAAUUGAACUGGCUGAGAGAGAGCUACAGAAAAAGAACCAAGCAAGAUCUCAGAUUAUUGAAAAAUUAAAGGCUAAAAGGGCAGAACGAUCAAAGGUAAUUGAACAAAGGAAAUCUCUCAGUGCUGAGAAUAAGGAAUUUUGGAGUACUAUUGAUGAGAAAAGAAAGGAAAUGGAACCUCUGCAACAGGCCUUAGGUCAGCUCCGCGGUGGUAGAGAUGCAGGCCGAGAAAGGGGUCCUAUAGUAUGUUCAUCCGAGCAGGAGCUCAAUAGCCUUAUUAAGAGUCUGCAGUACCGCAUUCAGCAUGAAAGCAUUCCUCUGAACGAAGAGAAGCAAAUUCUCCGGGAAAUCAAACAACUUGAAGGGACAAGGGAAGCUGUUAAAGAAAAGGCUGCAGCAAGGGCACAGAUUCAUGAAUCGUUGGGUGAAAAAGAAUCAAUCCAGAACCAGGUCAAACUUAUGAGUGUUGGCCUGGAUGGAGUUCGGAAGGGGCAGCAGGAGGUUAAGGCCAAGCUUAAGCAAAUAGAUGAUCAGAUUGAUGCCAUAAGCAAGCAGAUCAACUUAUUGGAUGAGGAAUUGAAGGAAGUUGUGGAGAAGAGGGACAAGACUUACGAACAUAUUCAGGAAUUGAGAAAACAACGUGAAGAAGGGAAUUCUUCUUUCUACCAAAACUCCAAUGUGUUGCACAAAGUUAAACAACUCGCAGAUCAAAAGGAUGUUGAAGCCCUUAAAGAGCUCUCAGUUACAGAGGUCGAUAAGUUCAUGUCUUUCUGGUGUGGUAAAAAGCCUUUUAGGGAUGACUAUGAGAGGAGACUCUUGCAGUCACUUGAUAUCAGGCAGUUGAGCAGGGAUGGCAGAAUGAGGAAUCCCGACGAAAAGCCUCUGGUGCUACCAGAAGUACCUACUGUCUCCCGAACCGAGGUUCCAGCAAGAGCUAAUGCAAAACCUGUAAAGGAAGAUCAUGCGUCCGUUGACGCUGCUCCUGUUCAGAAAGAACAGAAGGAGAAGAGUAGCAAGCAGCCAAAUGAUUCUCAUGUUAAAAACACAAAGCGUGCCGAGAAAAAAGAUGUGGUUGUUGAUGAAGAAGAGGAAAUUUAUGGUUUGGAAAAGAUACCCAAGGAUAUUAGUUCCAAGAAAAAUGAAGUUGACGAGGCAACUUUGAAGGAGAUGAAGAAAGAGGAGGAGAUAGCAAAAAAUAGACAGGCUAUGGAGAGGAAGAAAAAGUUGGCAGAGAAAGCAGCUGCAAAAGCUUCAAAGAAAGCUCAGCUAGAAGCUGAAAAGAAGCUCAAGGAACGUGAGAAGAGAGCGAGGAAGAAGGGCGGAUCUUCUGUCGCAGAUCAGGAACCAACUGAGGAACCGACCGAAACACCUGCGGAGGUUGCUGAGGAAGAAAAAGCGGACGAAAAUGUUGAAAUUGUUGCACCCAAGGUCAAGGCGCGGAAAGAGAAUACCGUUAGGCAUAGAGCAACACGUGCAAGAGGCUCAGAGCUUCCUAAAGCUAUACUAAAGCGCAAAAAAGCAACGAACUAUUGGCUGCGGGCGGGUGCUCCUGCUGCUGUGGUAGUUGUGAUACUUCUAGUUGUCGGAUACAUAUAUCUUCAAAAGUAAAAUGAGUUGGGAGAGUGAAAACAAAAACAUUUGGCUUUAGUGCUUUACAAUACUGCAAUAGUAAGUCCUGUUUAGUUUAUCAUAACGUUAUUUCAUGUUUCUUGCAUCCUAGUCUAGGAUGGAAAACUCAUAAUGUUCCUUGAGACGCGGCCUAUCUGAGAUAUUAGCUGAGAGAGCCUACAUAUUUUAUUUGUUUGGUGUAGUUGCAGUUGUUGACAUUUUGCUUAAAGACUGUCAUCUGGACCUUUUCCUUUGGAGACAUUGAUUUUUUUAUUA